GUCAGGCAGUGCGAAACAUAAAUAAAGCGUAUUAAUUUUACAAUAAUCAUGACUUAAUACUCAAAGCUAAACUGAUAAAAUGAAAAAUUCCGUGUAAAAACGUUACUGCCACUUAAAUAUUUUGUUUUAUUAAUGACAUUAUGGAUGGUUUAAUUCACGCGGCACUGGAAGCAGAGGUAAUACUUGACCGGGCUAAACAUGUGAAUAAAAACUUGACUCAGUUUGACAGUGGUGUCUCAGAUCAUAAAAUGACUUGGACUGAUGAAAAGAUGCAUUUAGCAGAAACUGUUGAUGAUUCUAGGAUGAAGUUUCAACGCAAUUCGACUAGUUCCGCUGGCAAGUCUACCGAAAAGUUUGAUCUUUUCAAGAAACUUCAUAAGUUGUACAAUGAGCUGAGCAGUGAUGAGUCUCAGGCCAACUUUCAAGGCCUGAAGACAACAUCAUAUCUACUAGAGAAGUUACUAGCAACAUAUAAUCUGAACACAUUGAUAAUCAAUUUGUAUCCAGGAAACAAAGGGUAUUCACUUUCUUUUAAGGCCUCGUCUAGUCAAGAUGAAACUUUGAUUGAAACACCCAGGUGGCCAUAUGAAGAGGAGGAGCUUUUAAGUUAUAUAGACAAUGAAGAACUUCCAGUUGUUUUACUCGACCUGUUGGAAUCCGAGCACUCAUGUCUUUUUUAUUCAGGAUGUAUUAUAGCUCAAAUAAGGGACUAUAGACAGGCAUAUCCGAGUUUCUUAUGUGAUACACACCAUGUGUUGUUAAGGCCCACAAAUCAGAGUAUAAUAACUGAUGCAAUGUGCAUUGGUAGUCGCUGUGGCUGGGUGGGUGAGGAGCGAGGGGCGUUGGAAGCAGUAGAAGCGGCACUUGUGAAUGCCGCAGCUCCACCAUUGUGCCUUGAACCUCGACCGGCUAUCGGUCUGCUUGCUGCUAGGUUACAUGCAGCACCGAGACUCUUCAAUACUCCGAGAAUACGGAGGCAGGCAAAAAAGUUUUCCCAGGUGGCUGUAAAUAGAAAACGAAAAUUAGAUCAAUUUACGCACUACCAUGGAAUAGAAUUGUUGGAAUUGAUACAUCGCCAAAGAGCUAAGAAUAGUAGGCAAUCAGUACCUCAUACGCGCCUCACUUCUAAGUUCCCGAAGAAACCACCAGAGGUAUUCAAACCAAUCGAACCUCCGAAAAUGGAUCCACUGCCUUUAGCGUUGCCUUCAGAACCGAACGGACCUCUCAAACUCGCCAGGGCCUACGAGCGGCCUCGGCCCACGCCCGACUGUCAGCCGCAACUGGUGGAAGAGUAUAUUCUAGAAACGGAGAGAAAUUCCGCCCAAGCGGGAGCGGGUUUCUUCCACAUAAAGCUAUCUAUACUCCAGCGGCCAUCAGAUCAAGAAUUUUUAGGGGAACUCUAUGUUGACAGAGAUCACGUGGAGGGAGAGAAAAAUGGAGCUGCAUGCCGUUUUGCCUUAGGAACACGACUUCAAGCCAAUAAAUAUAUACAACAGUUUACCGAAAUAUUUACAGAAGAAGGACGCAAGUCUGUUAGGAUAAAACAUAUUGUACCUGGUCAGUUACCUAGAGUAUCUUUUACCGGAGGCAUGAGAGAAAUGUCAUCACAGCAACUCUUACUACAGCAACGGAAUGCAGCGGCUGCGGCUGCGGCAGCGGCGGCGGCGGCGGCUGCGGCGGCCAGCAGUACCAAUGUUACACACGCCACCAGUUUGCCAGUUGUGACCUCUACGAUAGCUACGCCUAAUGUGCAUUCGGCGCCGAGGCAGUUACCAAUAUUGCAGGCACAACUACAACAGGUUGGCGCUGGCGUGACAGCGGUUGGCACUGUUGUGGGCGCAGUUGGCACGGUGGGCGCGGUUGGCACAGUGCCAGUGGGCAACGUCACCGCCGUUGGCAGCGUCGGCAGCGUCGUCAACGUUACCAAUGUCGCCAAUGUUGCCAACGUAGCGAACGUUGCUAAUAUUGCCAACGUCGCGAACGUGCCGACCCCGGUCUCAGUGGAAACACUGAAGCAACAACCGUCACCUAGCACGCCUAGACUUUCCCCACAGGUUCAUAAUGCUCACUCGGCGCAAGCGUCCACGAACCAAUUACUGGCUCAACAAUUGACUAACCCACCUCAACCACUAAACCCUCAGAAGAUGCAGUCGGCCAUUAUCCAUAUACAGAACCCACUAAUGUCCAACGCUGGGACGUCGCAGGUACAAAGCAUACAAUAUACAACAACUACAAUGUCGCAGCAAAAGGCAACCGUCACAAAACCGAGAGCAACGAAUCCGGCUAUUAGCGCGCUCGUCACAAGCCUCAUGAACUCCGCCCAACAGUUUCAGCAAGGUAAAGCGGCUGCCAAUCAGAAUGCGGCUAAGGCGACAGUGAGUACGGCGAACAGCAACGCGACGAUACUGAAUCUGCUGAACAGCGCGCCGGCGGCCAUGUCCCACAAUGAGCCGCAUGACGCGCAUAAGCUGCUGCGCACCGUGUCGCUCACCGGCGCGCGCCUCGUGCCCGCCUCCACCACCAGCCACACGAUACCUACGUACACGCAUCAGGUUAUGAGCUAUACCAGAGACAACGAAUCAACGAACGUGUCGAGCAGUGAGAGCGCGUUAUUGGAGAGGCUAAUGGGUGCGGAUACGGUUGCGGCAACCCCCGCGCAACAGCAAGCGCAGCCGCAACCGCAACAGCAGGCACAAGCGCAACCAGUAUGCCAUUUACAGGGUCUCAGUUUGACGUCACUUCAAGGGCUUCAAGGCUUGCAGGGUAUACAGGGUUUGCAGAACGUGCAAGUUCAGAUACCGGGCCUGUCGGCCCCGAUAUCGCUGUCGUUGAACGUGUCGGGCGCGCCGAGUGGCCUGCUAGUGUCGGUGCCGCCUACCACCUCCGUGGUGCUCACCAACCAACCAUCCGUACUCUCUUUACCUAUUGCUCAGCUGAUGUCUGGCGGCGUGAAGGGCGGCGUGCGCGGCGGCGCGCUGCAGGUGGUGCGCGGCGCGCGGCCGGCCCGCCUCGCCCGCCCCGCCCCGCCCCGCGCCGCGCCCGCACCCGCCACGCCCACAGGCACAACUCAAUUCAUUACGCAGGCACAGACGCAAGUUUUGAACGUGCACCAAGUGCGGCGGAAAUCGAAUGCGGACAGUUCAUAGUAAAAGCUGUAAUCUUAGCACUGCCAGUGUAUAUAGCCUGUACAUACUGCAUGUAGAUAAGUAUAUAGUAGUCACGUUAAAUUAAAA
Messenger RNA from Aricia agestis (brown argus), 3233 nucleotides. It is a transcript of the gene Spt20, whose product is annotated as transcription factor SPT20 homolog. Gene Ontology annotation, cellular component: SAGA complex. The coding region runs from base 141 to 3146 and encodes 1001 amino acids. Gene Ontology annotation, molecular function: transcription coregulator activity. Gene Ontology annotation, biological process: regulation of transcription by RNA polymerase II. The record is from RefSeq and is a predicted model, not a curated record. The transcript is spliced from 18 exons. NCBI's taxonomy places the organism in Eukaryota, Metazoa, Arthropoda, Insecta, Lepidoptera, Lycaenidae.